Messenger RNA from Branchiostoma belcheri (Belcher's lancelet), 727 nucleotides. RefSeq names its product ras-related protein Rap-2a-like. The coding region runs from base 48 to 704 and encodes 218 amino acids. Lineage: Eukaryota; Metazoa; Chordata; Leptocardii; Amphioxiformes; Branchiostomatidae. Gene Ontology annotation, molecular function: GTPase activity; GTP binding. The transcript is spliced from 4 exons. The record is from RefSeq and is a predicted model, not a curated record.
UACUCCUAUCAGAUCGAUUUUUUUCUCUCCGAGGCUCCCUCCUGGAAAUGCGCGGCCCGAUGAAGCAGGUUCGGCUGGUGGUGCUGGGCGCCGGCGGCGUGGGGAAGAGCUCGCUGGUCAGCCAGUUCAUGCGGGGCGUCUUCAACACCUUCUACGAACCCACGGUGGAAGACUGCUACCGGCACUUCCUGCACCUGCCAGACGGCAACAUGCACAGCAUAGAGAUCCUGGACACGGGCGGCACGCACCAGUUCCCCGCCAUGCAGGAGUUAAACAUCAAGACCGCCCACGGAUUCAUCAUUGUCUACUCCAUCGACGACGCAGAGUCCUUCAAGGAGGCGCACAAACUGCGCAAGCUCGUCGUGAAUGUCAAAGGUACCGAGAACAUCCCGCUGGUGAUGGUCGGGAACAAGUCGGACCUGGCGGUGGACAGGGAGGUGCAGAAGGACGAGGCCGUCACGGCGGCCAGAGAAGAGUGGCGAUGCCCCUUCCUGGAGACCAGCGCCAAGUACAACCGGAACGUCUACGACAUUUUCCUCGCCCUCUUGAACAGUGUGGAAACCUGCGAAAACAGAGACUCUAACAACAAGCAGAAGAGUUCGGAAAAGAGAAGAUCCAGCGCGUCAAAAACCAUCAGCACGUUGAAAAAGCUGCUCAAGAGCAGAGGCACCAGUAACUCCAGUAACGACGACGUGUUUUCUUAGGAAAAAAUAAGAGAAAAGAGAAC